Monopterus albus (swamp eel) is the source of this 2022-nucleotide messenger RNA. RefSeq names its product leukocyte immunoglobulin-like receptor subfamily A member 6. The transcript is spliced from 11 exons. Bases 12 to 1388 code for a protein of 458 amino acids. The record is from RefSeq and is a predicted model, not a curated record. Lineage: Eukaryota; Metazoa; Chordata; Actinopteri; Synbranchiformes; Synbranchidae.
UCAUGUGAAAGAUGCAGGUUAUUAGUAGUGGGCGAUCACUUUGGAUAUACACUCUGUUUGUUACUUCUGUACAACUUUGGGGAAGAUUUUCUGGUUCAUAUUCCUCUUAUAUUCAUCCGGCACCAAGCCUGGAAAUCUAUAAGAAGUCAAGAGACUCUGUGGUCCUGAUCUGCCAGGCCCCAAAGGGCUAUCAUGGUGUUCUGUUCAAGUUAUACAGGAACAGAGAGCAGGUGGACUCUCAGGAGCUGCAGUCGGCUGCUGAGCAGGUCCAGUUCACUGUCGAGGUGAAUUCAGGCCCAGAUGAAAUGUUCUGCUGUUUAUACAAAGACCGGGAAGGCUGCUACAGCGCUUUCAGUCCCUAUUUGCAAGUGAAGCAGCAAAGCGAUGCUGCCCCUACUCGCUCCAUACCCUCUUUCUCUCUUCCCGUCCUGUCAGUGGAGCCCUCUACUGGUGCGGUUAAACGUGGAGAUAUGCUGUCCUUCAGCUGCUCAGUCUCUGCACUCCCACAGCAGCUUCAGUCUCACUUCGGCAAUAACAAGGGAACACUGACCUUCCUUUUGCUGAGGACUACUGAGCGAACAGGGGCCACAUCUGUUAUCCGCCAGCUCCCGGGCAGUCUGGUAUCCAGCCCUGAACCCCAGCCAGGAGUCUUCACUGUGGGGCCGGUGAGAGGAGGAGAGGAGGGCGAAUACACCUGCCUCUACCAGUUCACCACAGAAAGGCAAUUGGUUAAUUCAACUGUUAGCAACGUGGUUCAAGUUACCAUCACAGACAUGCUGCCGCUGCCCACCCUUGUCCUCCAGGAGCAAACUGAUGUGUGGCACUUGCUCUGCACAGGGUCUCCUGCAUACCCUGGUGCCGUGUUCUCCCUCUACCUAGAGGAUAACGAAGUUCCUGUUGCCACUUACCAUGCCAAAAUGUUCCACCAUCAGGCCACUUUCCCAGUGCCUGUCCAGGACACUCCAGUGGCUUCAUACAAGUGCCAGUACAGUGUCCUGCUGGGAGAAAGGUGGAGCCAUUCGGAGCCCAGCCGCCCUCUGGCUGUAACCAGAGGAAUGACCCCUCCUUCAUCAUCAGAUGUGUCAGGCGUGGACUGGCCUCUUGUCAUGGGCUCGUUCUCUGCUGUGGUAUUGUUCCUCUGUAUAAUAGCACUCAUUGCUGUGGUGGCACAAAGAAAAGUAAAAGCAGCAGCCAGAGAAAAGAAGAAAAGGCAGGAAGCCCAGCUCUGGACUAGAGUUCAUGCUAAGGACCAUGUGGUUGAUCUCACACUCAGGCGUUUAAGCGUCACCUUUCAGGAUUGGGCUAGUGGGGACACUGCGACAACCUCCAGAACUCCAAUAUGGAACUCUCACUCCACGUUCACGACCCCAGUCCAUCCUGCAUAUUAGAAAUGUUUGAUCUCUCUCUCUCUGUGUGUGUGUGUGUUUAUACUUUAGCAUAGUUUAUCAAUGCAGUCUCAGCUGAAGUCACUCAGCAGGAGAGGAAGGGCUAUUUCCUAACUUCUCUGUGUAGCAGUAAAAUUGUGCAAUUUGACAGGAUACGUGGUUUGUUUAAUCUUACAUGUUACUGAACCAGUGGGUUUAAAUACAGAUUUAUUUUCAUUAUUAUUAUCUUUGUAUGUGGGAGAUGUGUUUUGUGAAUAUCUUGCAUGAAGUUUUAUGGCUUAUUUCCAGCCUUUAAGUUAUGCGAGAGGCUCUUCAUUGAGGGAGAGAGAGCGCCCAGAUGUCAUGGAAGUUCAUUCCAGGUCCUACAUGGACUUUGACACCUGAUUGUUUUGUCAAAUAAUCCAUCACUCUAAUGGUUUAGGUCUAGCUAAUGUUACAUAUAAUUUAAUUGUGCUAUCAGCAGAUUUGCAGGAUAUUCCAGCAGUGUGCUUCCUCACUGUGUAAAAGAAAAUGUCAACGGUUUUUACUGUACAUAGAGGUUUUCUUUUUUUACAAUUACAUAGAAAAAAUAAUUGAACAUUUUAUUUAUAUUGUCUAACACACAGAUAACAAAAUCCUUUACAGGAUUAUGUCAACA